Molecule: messenger RNA, 1973 nt
Organism: Fusarium oxysporum Fo47
Lineage: Eukaryota; Fungi; Ascomycota; Sordariomycetes; Hypocreales; Nectriaceae
Product: ssDNA-dependent ATPase MGS1
Exons: 1
Coding region: 148-1809 (553 amino acids)
Biological process (GO): DNA-templated DNA replication; regulation of DNA repair; DNA repair
Cellular component (GO): nucleus
Molecular function (GO): ATP hydrolysis activity; ATP binding; single-stranded DNA helicase activity
Source: RefSeq, a predicted model, not a curated record
GGUCACCUCCCAUGCUUCAUUCCAUGCAUGAUCCUAAUCUGCCAACCAACCGAUGACAACUUACCACAACCUAACGUCCACUGCCAAGUCGCAUAACAAACCAAGCUCGCCCUCUGUGAUUCGGUGAUCGGCACGACUACGGCGACCAUGGCGGUCGACUGCCCCAUCUGCAACAAGCCUGUCAAAUCGUCCGAGAUCAACAGCCACAUCGACUCAGGAUGCGAGAGCUUCAUCAUAGACAAAGAGAAGGCCCCGACACCACCGCAAUCACAGACACCACAAAGUAACUCUCAGAAACGAAGCGCUUCUAACUUCUUCUCUACGGCCGCGCCCAAACGACAAGCUGCCUCAGAGAACCGAACAGCGACUCCCGUCAACGGAGCAUUACAACCCAUAGCAGGGAAGAAAAGGACUUUCGAAGAAGGCCCAGGUCAUGGGGUAGCAAGCUUCAAGGAUGCGGAAGAGACGACGAACGGCGAGAAUGCCAACGGAACGAGUACUUGGUCUCCAAAUACUGAGCAGGAUGGAAGAGCGGCGAAGAAGACAAAGACACAACGAGCUGCGCCUUUGGCCGAACGAAUGCGACCACGAAACCUCGACGAAGUAUGCGGACAAGAUCUAGUCGGACCAAAUGGUGUGCUGCGCUCUCUGAUCGAGUCGAACCAAGUACCCUCGAUGAUUCUCUGGGGUGCUUCAGGCACAGGAAAGACGACAAUAGCACGAUGUAUCGCUCGUAUGGUCGGCAGUCGGUUCAUCGAACUCAAUGCGACAAGUACAGGAGUCAGCGAGUGCAAGAAAUACUUCCAAGAGGCGAUGAAUGAUCUUGCUCUUACUGGUCGCAAGACCAUAAUAUUUUGUGAUGAGAUUCAUCGCUUCAAUAAGGCCCAGCAAGACGUGUUCCUCAAGCCUGUUGAGGCCGGUACUGUGACGCUCAUCGGCGCAACUACAGAGAACCCUUCUUUCAAGGUGGCAAAUGCUUUGCUCUCCCGAUGUCGUACCUUUACGUUGCAGUCUCUUACAGCAGAGGAUGUAGUACGCAUUUUACAGCGGGCAAUCAAGGAGGAAGAAUCAGUUUAUCCGCAAACACCAUUAUUGGACGAAGCUAUGGUGACCUACCUGGCACGCUUUGCGGAUGGUGAUGCUCGUACUGCCUUGAACCUCCUCGAGCUCGCCCUUUCGCUCACAACUCGUGAGGGUAUCACACAAGAAGAUAUCAAAGCCGCCCUUACCAAGACUCUCGUUUACGACCGUGCAGGCGACCAACAUUACGAUACUAUUUCUGCUUUCCACAAGUCAGUCCGUGGAAACGAUGCAGAUGCGGCACUCUACUAUCUUGCUCGCAUGCUCCAAUCCGGCGAGGACCCCUUAUUCAUCGCCCGCCGCAUGGUUGUCAUUGCCUCCGAAGACGUUGGCCUGGCGGAUAACACCCUCCUACCACUUGCUACGGCAACAUACACAGCCACACAACAAAUUGGCAUGCCAGAAGCUAGGAUACCUCUGGCACACUGUACUGUUGCGCUAUGUAAUGCGCCCAAGAGCACCAAGGCCUACCGUGCUCUCAACAAUGCCUACGCAGCCCUACGCGAACCAGGUGUGGCCGGUCUUCCUGUACCUCUGCAUCUGCGCAAUGCUCCUACAAGACUCAUGCGUGACAUGGGAUAUGGCGCUGAGUACAAGUAUCCACCAAAUUACCGUGAUGGACAGGUGAAGCAGACAUAUUUACCCGAAGAACUUGUUGGACGUCGGUUUGUUGAGGACCGGGAUCUAGGAACAGAAGUUGAUCCAGAUCUUGAGAUGGGCGGAACAUAGUUAUAUGGAUGGAAUCUGGAAUAGACUGGAUGGCAUAAGGAAAUGGAUAAAAAGCGUAGUUUUGCAUUGUCUCAGGAGUAAGGAUAGCGUUGGCUACCCCCAGGGGUUUAUAAUACUGUACUAUAAAUGCUGUGCCAUAGAGACUUGGAAACAGAGACUAAAAU